UGGAACAAAAGUCGUCGUAAUGCUAAAUAUCAGGAGGCAGGAAUAGGCUUCACCAUACCGAAUGAUGAACGAUGCAGUUUCUUCAAGCUUUUACGGCAGUGUUGCGUUUCAGCACCCCGAACUAUCCACGCCCAUUCACAGCGUGGAGCACGAUAAUUUCAGCAAUUUGACCAGCAAUUACAGCUUCUUUGAAGAUGAGCAGGCGUUUCUGAUUAACACAGCGAUUGCCCCAGCAUCGACAAUUGGCAAUGCGAAUGUGCAGUCAGCAACGCCGGAUACUUCCAAUUACACCAAUAUCCCUUUCGUGCAAAUACACACAACGGAUCUGCAGCAGGCGCAGCCACAGAACAGUUACCGGAAUGUGUUCCGUCGGAAAGCAGCCGAGAUUAAGGCAGAGCCAAUCAAGUCGGAGCAGGCGGAGGCCAGCAAGGAACGCACAAAUGCCACGCCCACGCCGCCUACACGUAACUCCAGUGCCGAGGGCAAGCAAAACAAUGAAGAGGUGGUGAAUAGUACCCUUGAUGUUGAUGUUGUGCCGAGGACGACAGGACAUGAUAUUCCACCCAUACACAAGUGCUCAAGUUGUCCAUUCCUGAGCUUGUGCCAACUAAAAAUGCAGGCCCAUAUUGCGAAUUGCUUUGGUGUUGAUGAGCAACAACGCCUCCAGUGCCCAGGCUGCGCUAACAUUUUCUACAAAGUUGAUGCGCUAAACGUGCAUCUUAUGGAGGACCAUAUGCUGACUGCUGAUGAGAUUACAACGCUAAAUCCGUACAAUGAGGGCAAAUCAAAUGCAGACACCGCCACAAAUGUUCAGCAGCAACCUCAAGAAAAGCAGCAGCAGCCAAAGAAUCGCAUAUUUAUUAAGAAUGUGAAUUGUCUUCGUGAGCCUUUGGCAGAUUACAUGCCGCCACUUCAGUUGGAAUGUUCUGGGGAAAAUAAUGACAGCAGCUGCAACAACAACAUUAUCGAUAUAUUCGCCGUUGUAGGUCCAACCGUACAAGAUCAAAUGGCGGCACAAAAACAUGGACCUGCUGCCCCCAUAGAGUCCCGCAUUUCAAACCAAAAGAUUUCGAUCAAAAGCGUCGAUGUAUUACGCGAACCUUCUUUACUGCCGUUUCAAUUUCAAUUGCCAAUAUCCGGAGGUGAUCAGGAUCUGCCGCUGAUACCGGAAGAAAACCCCCUCGAUGUGCAAGUGGUCGGUGUUGAGCAGGAGAAACCUCGUCCGCCAAAGAUAUAUAUCAGAAAUGUGGAUAUACUAAAGGAGCCCAUGCUGCUGCCAGGCAUGAACUUCAAUGGUGCAGCCAAUGUGGUGUCUACUCCAGCGGACGCCUUCCAAAGCAGCUCAGAACUCCUCACCCCUAAUGGCCCACUGCCUAGCUUUGAAUCAACGCUUCCCCCAUUGACAAGCAUCUGUGGCGAAGCCUUUUCCUUUGACUCUGUACUUAACGGUGGUGGAAACACGGUAGACGCCUUCACAUCCAAUAGCAGUAGCAAUAGCAGCAGCCUCAGCGCAGGUGGAAACUUUACAGUCGACAGCGCGCGGCUCAGCGCACUCGACCUUGACUUUGGCGUCGAAUUUGAGCCGGAUGGAAUUACGGAGUCAACGAACCCAACGUCAAACGCCGCUCUUAUCGAGAUGGCCUCAAAGCCCGAUUUGGAAACGGUGCCAGACAUAUCCGGAAAUCAGAAUAACUUUUUGCAACUGCAGCAGGAAUCGGCCGCUUUGCCAAUCAAUGCGACAGCACAGAAGCAGAAGAUCUUCAUAAAAAAUGUUGAUAUAUUGAAGGCUCCUCAAUUUCAGCAACGCCACGACAAUCAUCAUCAGCAACGUGGCACCCUGCACCUGCGCACCGUCGACGAACUCAAUCUUAUGAACCGCACCGAAGUUGCGCAUCUUAUAGAACCCAAUCUUGAGCACAUAUUGGAGCUACCGCAGCCUAUCACUGACUUUAGAUCGCAGUUAAGCAACAGCUGGCCCACCAACGGUGGCUAUGACUUGGGCGAUGAUCUAGAUUGCAUCAUUAGCGAUGUGGAGACAGUGCAGCUGGAAACUCUAACGCAAAUUGAUGAUAUUUUAAUUGAUGACUUUGCUCAUCUCUACGUGCCAUCCUCACAGGAUUUGGUGGAGAGCAGUAUGAAGCAUGAGUGGCCAGCUGCUGAUGGAGUGCUGCCUAAAACACCAACUGAAAGCUCUGCUAACGCUGAUGGUGCGCCUGCUAGCAAUCAAGGCGGACAAAUUGGAGACGUCCCACCCCUUGUGCCGGUCACUGGUACGACCAGUGUGAGUUCCAUCGAUUCGGCGUCUCCGCCCAAUCUUUCCAGCUUGCCUGUGCCACCGCUUGUGCCUUGUGCUGCCCCUAAACCCGCGCAAACCGAGACUCCCCUCGGAGAGAAACAGGGGCGCAUAUAUGUGGCCAAUAAUCUGAUGAAUACAGCGACACCAGGAGUUAUGGAAUCUGCUAAUUCUAACGAUCCACCACUUCUCGCAGGUGGCACUUCUGUGCGCGGACGUCCGUAUGGCGCCAAACGCACAGGCAAUGCUAAACCGCGCAAGUCCGUGGCCGCCACAGAGACACAGACUGGCGGGAAGUGUGCCGUGAAUGGCUGCGUUUUUCGAUUUAAAUCGCCAGGCACACUCGAGUAUCAUCGGCGAUGCCACAACGGUCCCGUCAAUUCCACACAGCCCAUGGUUUGUCCGGAGUGCCACUCGACCGAAUUCAGCAACUGGAACUCUCUCCACACGCAUCUCUGGCGGACCCAUCAAAUCGACAUGGAGCUAUAUUGCUGCCCAUUGUGCACGUUCAAGACGCCCAUCUACUCGCGUCUGGUUAACACACAUUCCAAAAUUCACUCGGAGGAACGCAACUACAAGUGUGAGCAGUGCGGCAAGGCUUUUAAGAACACCAAACAAUUGAAGAAUCAUCGGCGCCUACAUCGUACCCAGGGACUGGGAAAAACGGUCAACAGCGGUUCCUCGGCGACAGAUUCAACGACUCCAUCGCUUCAUCGCUGCGAGGACUGUGGUGCUGCCUUCACGCACCUGAAAACGCUGCGCGAGCACCUCUGCAAGCAACGCAGCGAUCACGCCAAAUGUGAUGUUUGUGAUCGUGUGUGCUCAUCCAAGUCCAGUCUGAAGCUGCAUAUGCAGACGCAUCAGGCGACCAAACGUUUGAAGUGCGAGUUCUGCGACUACGAUACCAACGAUCACAACGCCUUAAGACGACACCGUGCUACGCACCGCGAACGGCUGGGAGAAGCAGAGAGGGAACAGAAGAUGUACACCUGUGCUCAUUGUGACUACAAAGCCAUACAGAGCACUGCCUAUCAGAUACACGUACAGCAGAAGCACCCGGAGCUGGCUUCAACGAUUCUGCACAAGUGUUCCUUAUGCUCCUACAGCACCGUCAAUCCUGGACUGCUGCAGGUGCACCAAGCCAAGCACGAGACAACAUUAGCUGGGCAAGUUGAAGAGGCGCUUAGCUCGGACGUUGCAGCGCCUGUCAGUGACUCCUCGCAGACCGUAACAACAUCGUCAAAGAUCAAAGUGAAAAGCAGCUUGUUGUUCGCACAUUCCAGCGCUAUCACAAGACAGUCUGAUAUAGAUUUGAACGGAUUACAAGACGCGCUUAUGCCGCCCGAUGGUGAGCAGAUAUUCGAUGGAUGCAGAGAGUGAACAACUUAAGCAUUGUCUAUAGAUUAUUGUAAAUAUGAAGCCAAAAAAUCAAGCAGGAUGACUGCUUAUUGUAAAUUUCUGUGUACAUACUCGUACCUAUGUUAGACACACAAAGUGCUGUUCGCUUCACAAGCAAUUUGUGGUCACGCGGGCACUUCUUCAAUCCAAGUGAUCCAAGUGAAUGUCACUGUAGUUUUUAGUUUUUUAUACCAAAUCCAUAUUCGACUAGAUUCUACAUCUCCAAGACAGACACUUUCCAAGAACUGAAUAUUUCAAUUGACAAACUGAAUCCUUUUAAUAGACACCAUUCGGAAAAUGGUUUGUUAAUCAUAGAUUCUAAUACCGGGUGUAAAUAUUCCCUUUUAAUGUUUGCAUCAUUCUUUUGACAACCAAUUUGAUUUUGAAGUUGGCUUACCACUCUUCAGUCUACAUAUAUUAGAAGCAAGGUUUCUGGAAAAUGUCUAUGAGUUUCGGAAAACCGAAAAAU
Molecule: messenger RNA, 4160 nt
Organism: Scaptodrosophila lebanonensis
Lineage: Eukaryota; Metazoa; Arthropoda; Insecta; Diptera; Drosophilidae
Exons: 4
Coding region: 62-3673 (1203 amino acids)
Biological process (GO): regulation of DNA-templated transcription
Molecular function (GO): RNA polymerase II cis-regulatory region sequence-specific DNA binding; DNA-binding transcription factor activity, RNA polymerase II-specific
Source: RefSeq, a predicted model, not a curated record